Messenger RNA from Chinchilla lanigera (long-tailed chinchilla), 2641 nucleotides. RefSeq names its product solute carrier family 34 (type II sodium/phosphate cotransporter), member 1 (gene Slc34a1). The coding region runs from base 130 to 2046 and encodes 638 amino acids. Gene Ontology annotation, molecular function: sodium:phosphate symporter activity. Gene Ontology annotation, cellular component: vesicle; apical plasma membrane; brush border. Gene Ontology annotation, biological process: sodium-dependent phosphate transport; intracellular phosphate ion homeostasis. Lineage: Eukaryota; Metazoa; Chordata; Mammalia; Rodentia; Chinchillidae. The record is from RefSeq and is a predicted model, not a curated record. The transcript is spliced from 13 exons.
AGGGACUUUGCCCUUGAUCCAAAGGUAUAAACAGAAGGUCUCAGCUACCCCUUAGGCCCCUGGAGUCUUCCCUGAGCUGCUAAACAAGCUGAAACAUAGAACCUCAAGGCCUCACCGCCAGUGUCCAGUAUGAUGUCCCGUGGAGAAAGGCUAGGGAGCCCCGCUGUCUCCCCACUUCCAGUCCGUGGAGGACACGUGAUGCAUGGGGCGGCCUUUGCCUAUGUGCCGAGCCCUCAGGUCCUGCACAGGAUCCCAGGGACAACCGCCUAUGCCUUCCCCAGCCUGAGCCCAGUGGCCCUCACAGAGCAUGGCUGUCCCUAUGGAGAGGUCUUGGAGCUCCAUGACCCACUACCUGCCAAGGUGGCCCUGGAGGAGGAACAGAAGCCAGAGCCCAGACUGGUCCAGAAGGUGCACCAGGUUGGCACCACGCUUCUCAAGGUACCACUGAUGCUGGCUUUCCUCUACCUCUUUGUCUGCUCCCUGGAUGUGCUCAGCUCAGCCUUUCAGCUGGCCGGAGGGAAAGUGGCUGGAGACAUCUUCAAGGACAAUGCCAUCCUGUCCAACCCAGUGGCAGGGCUGGUGGUGGGGAUCCUGGUAACUGUACUGGUGCAGAGCUCCAGCACUUCGACGUCCAUCAUUGUCAGCAUGGUCUCCUCUGGCUUGCUGGAGGUGAGCUCUGCCAUCCCUAUCAUUAUGGGCUCCAACAUCGGCACCUCUGUCACCAACACCGUCGUGGCCCUGAUGCAGGCAGGGGACAGAGCUGACUUCCGGCGGGCCUUUGCAGGGGCCACAGUGCACGACUGCUUUAACUGGCUAUCCGUUCUGGUUCUACUGCCCCUGGAGGCUGCCACUGGUUACCUGCAUCACAUCACUGGACUUGUGGUUGCCUCCUUCAAUAUCCAAGGAGGCCGUGAUGCCCCUGAUCUUCUUAAAAUCAUCACGGAGCCGUUCACAAAGCUCAUCAUUCAGCUAGACAAGUCUGUGAUCACCAGCAUUGCCACAGGGGAUGAGUCCUUGAGGAACCACAGUCUCAUCCGGAUCUGGUGCCACCCAGACUCCAUGGAGGCUUCUACCUUGUCCAGGGCAGAGGCCAAUGCCAGCCAGAUCCGUGGAAAUGUCACCAUGGAGAAAUGUAAUCACAUCUUCGUGGACACGGAGCUGCCUGACCUGGCCGUGGGGCUCAUCCUACUGGCUGGCUCCCUGAUGCUCCUGUGCACCUGCCUCAUCCUCCUUGUCAAGAUGCUCAACUCGCUGCUCAAAGGCCAGGUGGCCAAGGUCAUCCAGAAGGUCAUCAACACUGAUCUCCCUGCUCCCUUCACCUGGGUCACAGGCUACUUUGCCAUGGUGGUAGGUGCUGGAAUGACCUUCAUUGUCCAGAGCAGUUCUGUGUUCACCUCAGCCAUCACCCCACUCAUUGGCCUGGGGGUGAUCAGCAUCGAGAGGGCCUACCCCCUCACACUGGGCUCCAAUAUUGGCACCACCACUACGGCUAUCCUGGCAGCACUGGCCAGCCCCAGGGAGAAGCUGUCCAGCUCCUUCCAGAUUGCCCUCUGCCACUUCUUCUUCAACAUCUCCGGCAUCCUGCUGUGGUACCCACUGCCCUGCAUGCGCCUGCCCAUCCGCAUGGCCAAGGCCCUGGGCAAACGCACAGCCAAGUACCGCUGGUUCGCUGUCCUCUACCUCCUUCUCUGCUUUCUGCUGCUGCCCUCGCUGGUGUUCGGCAUCUCCAUGGCAGGCUGGCAGGCCAUGGUGGGUGUGGGUGCACCCUUUGGGGCCCUGCUGGCCUUUGUGCUGCUAGUCAAUAUCCUACAGAGUCGAAGUCCAGGACACCUGCCCAAGUGGCUUCAGACAUGGGACUUUCUGCCCCACUGGAUGCAUUCUAUGAAGCCCCUGGACCAACUCAUCACCCGUGCGACUUUAUGCUAUGCCAGGCCCGAGCCCCGCUCACCCCAGUUGCCUGCAAGGGUCUUUCUGGAGGAGCUGCCUCCCGCCACACCUUCCCCCCGCCUUGCACUACCUGCUCACCACAAUGCCACCCGCCUGUAGGCUGCAGGCCCAGACAACUGCCUGGAGAUGGAAAGGCCUGUGCACAGAGCCCAGGGUGGAUGGAGAGGGGUAUGUGUGCUCGUGCGUGUGAGCACAUGCCACCCUGGUGUGCAUGUGUCUGUCACCCUUGGAUGCCUAUCCUUGUGCAGAUCCACAGAGGUAUGGGCUUGUGUGACGGAGAGGCAAUAUGCACGUGUGAAUGUUUAGGGGUUUAUCUGUGUCUAUCAGUGUAGGCAUAGAAGCCAGUAUUUGUGUACACACGUGUAUCCGGCUAUGCAUGUGUACAGAUGUACCUGUGGGAGGCCGUGCAUAGGUUGCAGGGGAUCUGGAUAUGAUUUCAAGACCUUUGCCAUGUGUAUCGAGGCUUGCAUCUAUGUCCUUGUCUACUUGAGACUUUGCUGGGCAGGUGACUCUGACUAGGUGACUGCAUAGCUGUCUGCCUGGGUGCCAGAGUCACCAAUUGAGUUACACCCCUACUUGCCACCUUCCUUCCUCCAUGAUGCUGUUCUCACCCUUACUCAGGGCUCAGUGCCACCACUGCAGUCCUUUCCCAACCUUGCACAAUGAGUAAAAGGAAGGCAUUUAAAACUCUCAA